Capsicum annuum is the source of this 2374-nucleotide messenger RNA. Its product is annotated as scarecrow-like protein 8. The record is from RefSeq and is a predicted model, not a curated record. Lineage: Eukaryota; Viridiplantae; Streptophyta; Magnoliopsida; Solanales; Solanaceae. The transcript has a single exon. Gene Ontology annotation, cellular component: nucleus. Gene Ontology annotation, molecular function: DNA-binding transcription factor activity; sequence-specific DNA binding. The coding region runs from base 199 to 2190 and encodes 663 amino acids. Gene Ontology annotation, biological process: regulation of DNA-templated transcription.
UCAAAACUACCCAAUUUAUAAUGAUGACAAAGAAUCAAUCAAAUAAGCUUAAUACGAAGCUACCCCUCAUUCUCUCUCCUUCUUUUUCUCUCUAUAAGGAAACUACCUUUUCCCUGUAAUGCAGUAUUUUUGAUAAAGAUCCCAACUUUUUGCAACAGUUUUGAGAUUAAAAAAAAACCAUUUUGCCGGAAUUUAAACAUGUCAUCACCUUUCUCCGGCGACUUCUACGGUGCCGCCGGUGGAAUCAACACUGGAAGAUCUACCAUGAAUAACAACACCAACAGCAACAAUUCUCUUAGGCCUCUUUAUUCUUCACCGCUUUCUGGAAUUUUACCGGACCCGGUUACCCAGAUUGUUCAUCAUGGGAGACCUAGUUUAAUGGGGAAACGAUCUCUCGCUGAGUUUCAACAACAACAGCAAUUGCACUUUCUACAACAGCAGCAGCAGCAGCAGCAGCAAAAUCAACAGCAGCAGCAGCAGAUGAUGCUACUUCAACAACAGCAGCAACAACAACAAGGGCUUGGGUUUUAUCUGCGUAACGUAAAGCCGAGAAGUUACCAGCAGGCUUCUCCUAUAUCUCCUCUUUCCCCGGUAGAUUUUUCUGUUGCCGCUGCUGCUGCUUCUUCAAUUUCAUCUGAAUUCUCUUCGAUUUCUUCAAAUUCAAAUGCUUCCACGCGCCACCCUCUCCCUGUUAUGCUGCAACUCCGGUCACAGCAGCAUGGAUUUUUAACUCCACCUAUACACAAUUAUUCAACUGGGGUUUCAUCUCUAAAUCCGGUACAUAACAGAGCAUCCAUGGGAGUACAACAACAAUUGUUGUCACAGGAAUCGGAUAAAAAGAUGAUGAAUUGUCUACAAGAGCUCGAAAAACAGCUCUUAGACGACAACGACGAAGAAGAAGGUGAUACUGUUUCAGUUGUCACCAACAACGAGUGGUCGGAGACAAUACAGAAUCUGAUUACCCCCUGUCAGAAUCCGAACCAGAACCAGAACCAAAUUCAGAAACUGGCAUCACUAUCUCCGUCUUCGUCCACUUCUUCUUGUGCUUCUUCUACAGAAUCUCCACCAAUAUCUUGUCCCAAACAGUCUAUAAUUGAAGCUGCUACUGCAAUAUCAGAAGGUAAAACCGAUGUCGCAGUGGAGAUCCUCACGCGUCUAUCACAAGUUGCCAACGUCAGAGGUUCUUCCGACCAGAGGCUAACAGCAUACAUGGUUACAGCUUUACGGUCGCGCGUGAACCCCACCGAUUACCCACCGCCGGUUCUUGAGUUACACAGCAGAGAACACACGGACACUACUCAGAAUCUAUACGAGGUAUCCCCAUGUUUCAAACUCGGUUUCAUGGCUGCCAAUCUAGCAAUUCUUGAAGCUGUAGCUGACCACCCAUUCAACAAGCUUCACGUCAUUGAUUUUGACAUCGGCCAAGGCGGACAGUACUUGCAUUUACUGCAUGCACUCGCUGCCAAGAAAUCAGACAAGCCAGCCAUUCUCAAAAUCACUGCUUUCACAGAACAAGCAGGCGGAGUUGACGAGAGACUCAACUCUAUCGGUAUCGAGCUCAAAGUCGUGGCUAAUCGAGUCGGAGUUUGCUUAUUCUUCAACAUAACGGCUUGCAAGAUUACCGAAUUGAACAGGGAAAAAUUAGGCAUUGAGCCCGACGAGGCGUUAGCAGUGAAUUUUGCAUUCAAAUUGUACAGAUUACCCGACGAGAGCGUGACAACGGAGAAUUUACGGGACGAGCUUCUCCGUCGGGUGAAAGCGUUAUCACCGAAGGUGGUAACGGUGGUGGAGCAAGAAAUGAACUGUAACACAGCGCCAUUUCUGGCGCGCGUGAACGAAGCUUGUGGGCAUUACGGCGCCUUGUUCGACUCGCUAGACGCAACUGUGUCAAGGGAUAACUCGGAACGAGUCAGGAUCGAGGAGGGACUGAGUCGGAAAAUGGGUAACUCGGUAGCGUGCGAAGGGAGGGACCGUGUGGAAAGAUGCGAGGUGUUUGGAAAGUGGAGGGCCCGUUUAGGCAUGGCCGGGUUCGGGCCGAGGCCCAUGAGUCAGCUCGUUGCCAAUUCAUUGCGUGCGAAGCUCAAUUCGGGUACACGUGGCAAUCCGGGCUUUACCGUGAAUGAACAAAAUGGAGGUAUUUGCUUUGGUUGGAUGGGACGAAUUCUCACCGUCGCAUCUGCUUGGCGUUAACUUUGUCGUCAUUCACAUAAAAUUUUUAUUACUAGUAGUAUUAAAGAGAAAAAAUAUCUUGAUUAUUAGCUUAUUAAAUAUUAAUCUUCAAUGUUGAUUUGCUGUAUUAAGGGGUUUCUUUAAUUUUGGUCAUUGUUAAUGGAAAUUCAGUGAAAGAAAUGGAUGAUGUCCCACAUUCGAAAAA